AUGACGUCUUUCCGACGGAAACGAAACUUUACUAUCCUCACUAUCGUCUCUCUUGGGCUCUUCGGCCCCUUCAUCCUACCUUCCAUAAUAAAUUUAGGCGCUCGCAUACGCCAGACACACCCGUUCUCCUACCAAUGGACAGUCCAACAAGACUUUGUGUCGACGAAAGAUGAGCUCGACUGUCUUUACGGCCGGCUCCCUCCUUCCACGGCGAGCUCCGACGUCGAGAUCGAGCCCAUACCGAACCAUGUCCACUUCAUCUACGGUCUGAGCAACCCCUACGUUAAACCGGGCGCAGGAACCUUCGACUUCCUCUGCUAUCUUGCCGUACGGAGUGCCAUAGUUGGCAUGAAAGCGGACAAGGUCUCCCUUCAUUACACCUACCUCGCCGACCCUCCGGCCCCUGAACCGAACACGAGCCCUCUGUCCAAUCCCUGGAUAUACCGGUUGAAAGAUGAUGUCACGCUCGAAUACCAUUCGCCCGAGGAGAUGGCGGCGCUGAAGAGCUCGCCGGGCGCGACAUGGCAGGCGGCGCAUAUCUCGGACAUUCUCCGCCUGAAGCUCCUCCAGGAACAGGGUGGCAUCUACCUCGACAUGGACGCCUACGGCCUGAGGCCCUUCACCGACCUCCUCAAGUCGCCGCGCGGCAUGAUCAUGGGCCACGAGGGUGGGGAUCGCGGGGGGCUCUGCAACGCCAUCAUGGUGGCGCGACAGAACAGCACCUUCAUCGACCGGUGGUUCGGCGAAUACAACAACGUCGACCUCUCCAAGGAAUGGAACUACCACAGCGUGCGCGUACCGAAGCAGAUCCAGCUCGCGCACGCCGACGAGGUAUGCGCGCUGCCCCCGUCCAGCUUCUUCUGGCCCACCUGGACCUGGCACCACGUCGAGUGGAUGCACCAGCCGCUGAGCGCCGACGAGGCCCGACACUGGGCUGUGGAGAUGGAGAAGAACGGCGGUAGUCUGUAUGGAGAGCAGCUCGCGUACCACGCAUGGAGCCAGAUGGCCUGGGACCGCUAUCUGAAGAAGCUGACGCCCGAGGUCGUGCGUACCCGUGACACGCGCUUCAACCUCAUGGUUCGGGGCUUCCUGCAGGACGACCUUGGUCGGCGAGACCUAAGCGAGGAUAAAUCUUGCGACGGCCUGUCAACAUCGUGCCGUCUCGUCGAAUGA
Molecule: messenger RNA, 1173 nt
Organism: Anthostomella pinea
Lineage: Eukaryota; Fungi; Ascomycota; Sordariomycetes; Xylariales; Xylariaceae
Source: the annotation of a GenBank genome assembly